AUGGCCAAUAACAGCUCAUUCACAGAUGGUAGUACAUCAAGACGGAGGAUUGAUGAGCGGGUGAUUCUAGUUCAGGUUCUGGUGGUUGUUUUUCUUUCCAUCAACAUCAUGCUGAUUGUGACCUUUUUUAUGAAGGAUGUUUUCUACACAACCAUGCGCUACAUCUUGUUUGCACAUGCAUUGAUGUCUGAUUGUGUCACUUUAUUCACCACUAAUUUGUUGCUGAUCUUUAGUUUUGCUGGCAAACCUGUUCACCUGUGGUCAUGUGUCACCAUGUUCAUAUUGACAACUGUGUGUAAUUUUCUCACGCCUCUCACUCUCACAGCAAUGACACUGGAGCGAUAUGUGGCCAUCUGCAUGCCGCUGCGUCACGCGGAGCUGUGCUCCACCCGCAGCACCCUGCAGGUCUUCCUCAUCAUUUACAGCCUUGGCCUCAUUCCUUGCUUUAUGAAUUUGUUGAUUUUUUUUGUGUCUGUCUCCUCUGACUUCAACAAACAUAUGGGGAUGUGCCAGGGAGAGAUGUUUGUUGUGCAUGAAUGGCAGGGUCACCUGAGGUCAGCGGUGAACCAGUUCUACUUCCUGGUCAUGUUUGUAAUAAUAGCUUUCUCUUAUAUUCAUAUCACAAAAGUGGCCAAAGCAGCAUCAGGAGAGAAUAGAACGUCGUCCAGGAAAGGUCUCAGGACUGUUCUUCUUCAUGGUUUCCAGCUGCUGCUGUGUCUCAUCCAGCUGUUCUGUCCAAUGGUAGAAGCUGCUAUUCUUCAAACAAAUAUUAUGUUGUAUAAAAAUUUCAGAUACUUUAACUACAUAAUGUUUAUUGUUGCUCCAAGAUGUCUGAGUCCUCUCAUUUAUGGUGUGAGGGAUGAAAAGUUUUUCCUUGCUCUAAAAUACUCCAUUCUCUGUGGCCUCUUAAAGAAUAAAUUGUGA
Messenger RNA from Salarias fasciatus (jewelled blenny), 924 nucleotides. Its product is annotated as odorant receptor 131-2-like. NCBI's taxonomy places the organism in Eukaryota, Metazoa, Chordata, Actinopteri, Blenniiformes, Blenniidae. Gene Ontology annotation, biological process: G protein-coupled receptor signaling pathway; detection of chemical stimulus involved in sensory perception of smell. Gene Ontology annotation, cellular component: membrane. The transcript has a single exon. The record is from RefSeq and is a predicted model, not a curated record. Gene Ontology annotation, molecular function: odorant binding; G protein-coupled receptor activity; olfactory receptor activity. The coding region runs from base 1 to 924 and encodes 307 amino acids.